Messenger RNA from Dryobates pubescens (Downy woodpecker), 4946 nucleotides. RefSeq names its product kelch like family member 36 (gene KLHL36). Bases 288 to 2135 code for a protein of 615 amino acids. Gene Ontology annotation, molecular function: cullin family protein binding. Lineage: Eukaryota; Metazoa; Chordata; Aves; Piciformes; Picidae. The transcript has 5 exons. The record is from RefSeq and is a predicted model, not a curated record.
GGGAGCUGUCUGGAGGAUGCAAAGUCGAAGCGCUGCCUGGGCAAGGUGGGCGAGGGGCUAUUCCCGGCGCCCAGGGCCCGCCGCGGUGAUGCGGAUUUUGGGCCGGUGAUAUUUUUCCAGACCCCCAAUGUUUUUGCAGCCCGUGACGGAAGGGUGGAGGAAGGAGGGAGAAUCGAUGCGCAAGAUGGAGCAGCCGCUGCCGGCGCGGCGGGGCCGGGAGCCGGGCCGGGCGCACGGGAGGUAGCGGAGCCGCAGCGCGGAGCAGAAAUACUUUGCAUCAGCCGGUCAUGGAGGGAACCAGGCAAACCAGGAUUUGUCGUCCACACAAGAUAAGUGAAUCCUCAAAGGUAUACAGGUGGGAUGACCACUCUAGUCUGGUUCUUCAGAGCCUGAAUGAGCAGAGACACCGAGGCCUCUUCUGUGACAUUGUCCUUGUGGUGGAUGAGCAGAGAGUCCCUGCCCAUCGGAACCUCCUCGCUGUUUGCAGUGACUACUUCAACUCUAUGUUCACCAUUGGUAUGCGAGAAGCCCAUCAAAAAGAGGUGGAACUUUUUGGAGCCUCCUACAUUGGUCUCAAGGCUGUAGUGGAUUUUCUUUAUGGCAGUGAGCUGUCUUUAGAUGGAGGCAACAUUGACUAUGUGCUCGAAACAGCUCAUCUGCUGCAGAUCUGGAAGGUGGUUGACUUCUGUUGUGAGUAUCUGGAGAAUGAGGUCAGCGAGGAGAACUACUUGUACCUGCAGGAGCUAGCCUCUAUUUACAACCUGAAGCGCCUUGACUCCUACAUUGACUCUUUCAUCCUGCAGAACUUCGGCACGCUGUCUUUCACCCCAGACUUCCUGCAGAACAUUUCCUUGCAGAAGCUGUGCCAGUACCUGGACAGCAGCAACGUGCAGCAGGAGUGUGAGCAUGACUUGCUGCAGGCUGCCUUGCAGUGGCUUACCCAGUACCCAGAACGGGAGAAUGAGGCAUACCAGGUUCUGGAUAACAUUCAUUUUCCCUUGAUACCCAAAAGUGAUCUCCUCCAUCGAGUCAAGCCUGCGGUCUGCUCUCUUCUUCCCAAAGAAGCAAACUGUGAGGGGUUUAUAGAGGAGGCAGUGAACUACCACAACAAUGUGACGGCUCAGCCUGUGCUGCAGAACAAGCGGACAGCCCUGCGGACCUGUGAGGAGAGGCUCCUCUUUGUGGGUGGGGAGGUUUCUGAACGGUGCCUGGAACUGAGUGAUGAUACCUGCUUCUUGGACACCAGAAAGGGGCAGUGGGUAGCAGAAACCCCUCUCCCAGCCAGGCGAAGUCACCACUGCGUUGCAGUCUUGGGAGGCUUCAUCUUCAUAGCCGGAGGCAGCUUUUCAAGGGACAAUGGAGGGGAUGCAGCUUCCAAUCUCCUAUAUAGGUAUGAUCCCCGCUGUAACCAGUGGAUAAAGGUUGCCUCCAUGAGACAGCGCCGCGUGGAUUUCUACUUGGGAGCUAUCACUGACAUGCUGGUAGCUGUUGGUGGCAGGAAUGAAAACGGGGCACUUUCUUCAGUGGAGACCUACAGUCCUCAGAAGGAUUCCUGGUCCUAUAUAGCAGGCUUGCCCAGGUUUACCUAUGGCCACGCUGGAACAGUCUACAAGGAAUUUGUGUACAUUUCAGGAGGCCAUGAUUACCAGAUUGGCCCCUACAGAAAAAACCUGCUGUGCUACGAUUACCGCACAGAUGUCUGGGAGGAGAAGAGGCCGAUGAUCACUGCCCGAGGCUGGCACAGCAUGUGCACCUUACAGGACAAUAUCUACUCCAUUGGUGGCAGUGAUGACAACAUAGAAACCAUGGCUCGUUUUGACAUUCUGAGCGUGGAGUCCUACAGCCCUCAGUGUAACCAGUGGACCAGAGUUGCUCCUCUGUUGCAAGCGAACAGUGAGUCAGGGGUUGCAGUCUGGGAAGGCAAGAUUUACAUCCUCGGAGGAUACAGCUGGGAAGAAACAGUCUUCUCCAAAACAGUUCAGGUUUAUGAUAAGGAGAAAAAUAAGUGGUACAAAGGAACCGACUUACCCAAAGCCAUUGCCGGUGUGUCUGCAUGUGUCUGUGCAUUGAAACCCAAAACAGAGGACAAAAAGAAAAAGACAAAAACAAAAAAGCAUCAAGAUCGAGGAAGAUGACUACUUCUGGAUAACCACCCUUUGAUGGUGGACUCCCAAAAGAGCCUUGUAUUUAAUCAUUUCUAUCUAAUAUUUUAUUAUUUUCUUUCUUUCUUUCUUUUUCUUUUUUUUUUCAAGUGGGGGGGAAAGCAUCUUCUGAAGCCUCAGAAAAUGUCCAGUUGAGUGUGGGUUUUGGAUUAAGCUCAUGUUUAAGGUAAAACCCACAAAAGAAACAAACCAACCCACCCUCCUACUAGAUAAGGGGUGAUAUGGCAAGAGAGGUUGUUCUGCUCUCCUGAAUGUUAAGGCUUAGUCUUUUACUUCUGUUGAUCGUGGCAUUUCCACCUACAUCCUAUCAUAUUGACUUUUUAUAGCAAGGCUGGAUGUGCAGCUGUGACAAUAAUGUCAAGGGAGAGGAGGCAGAGUAGUGUCUGGUUUGAACUUACAGAGCAGUUCAAGGGAGUUCAGAAGCAACUGCUAAGAAAAAGUGAAAUGGCUCUUUGGUGUUGUAGUUAUGAAGUUUUGUAACAUUGAAUUCCAUUUACAAUACAUUCUUGAGUUGUUGGUAUCAGAUUUCUGGAACAUGAGUGUUCAAAGAGAAUAUUGCUUAUGGUGAAUGCGGGUCAGAUCAGCUGGAAGAGCAACUAACUCCACUGUACUCCUAAAAUUAAGACCAUCUUACUGUGUGGCUGAAGAAUAGCUGGGAUUGACUUGGGCUUGGAAUGAUGGCAUUGUGAACCCUGAAAACUGGGAAAGGUGGCAUGAUUUUGCAACUCUUGUUGUGGCACUUCUCAUGUCUAAACACAGUAAGAAGUUUUUCUUGGGUUUUGAAACAUGACCCAGAGUGAGGAAAAAAAAUAAUCUGCUGAAGAACUUGAAAGAUUUUAAGAUUUGGAUGAAAACUUUGCAAUUUGCUUUGGGCUUUAAAGCAGAUGGAAUUGAUAGAGCUUGCUGCAAGAGUGGGGUUUGCUGAAUAGGGUAACAGUGGGGGGAAAUGGCAGGAGGAUCCUUCAAGUGGACUUGAGGCAAGAAGAUGUCUCUCCCUAGUCCUACCAGGCUGUAGAAGCUGCAAUCCACUUGAUUUAACUGAAGCCUCACAGUGGUCUCGGCUAGUAGCCAGUGUGAGCAGGGGGCCAUACUGCAGUAUUCUACUGUCAAAAAGCAUAUUAACCCGGGAAGAUUAAUUGGGGUUUGGUAAUCCUGAAGAACAGCAACAUAAGCUUUUUACCUGAGCUAAUAGCUCACAUGUUCCUCUCUUUUUUUUAAAGUUCAAAAUGUCUUUUCAUGCAAGUAGCCUUUUCUGAUGGAUUUGUCAGGGACUUGAAGUCAUGCAACCGAACACCUUCCCCAGCGAGACAGGUUCAAAAGGAAAAAUCCCAAAGUAUGCCCAGGACUGUGGUUGGGAUCCAGGCAGUGGGACUGAACUGAAAACGGUCUGUUAGAUCCGCUGUGUCACACUAUCCUCUGCAUACCAAGUACAGAGAUUUCCAACCCAAGUGUUAGUCCACCCUCUACAAACACAGCUGAUUCUGCUGCAGAUAUUAAAAUUCCCCGACUGUCUGGCCAGCGCUCAGGCAUUCGCCCCGCGGCGGGUUACAAACGCACCUCCGAUUCGCAAGAAGUCUCUCACCAGCAAUCUGAUACAGCCGCUUCAGUUACUGUAACAAUGCCAGGCCACAGGUUAAUGUUCCUCCUUCCCACAAGAAGAAAUUUUUAGAAAGUUUUUAAAAAAACCAACUUUUCUACUUUUUUAUAAGACAUUUUGCUAACUCGGUCUCUUGUUUGCCAUCUAUUCUAUUAUUUCCUGUAGUAGCUCCCGCUCUGUACUUGUGCCCCUGUUGUUGCCCAGGAGCUCCUCGUUUGAUGGAUCUUUGUGAGCUGAUCGGGAGAGGAUGCAGCUGUCAGGGCAGCGUUUACAUUCUCAACAUUGUCAGGCACUCAGCUAUAACUGUGACUAUUGUACAGCCUCUUCCCUGAGAGUCCAGCUCGCCAGACAUGCUAAUGACCAUGCUUUAUUUUCAGCUGGUGGUGAUCUGCUGAGUGGAUUUCAAGGGCUUUGAUUUAAAGUUUAGCUGGGGAACUGUUCAUUGUUGCUGUUGUUUCUCCCUCAGCCCUUUCACAUCUCCCUUGUUGCACCAUAACUACCAAUAUUUCAGGUUUGCCUUCCUCCCCAGCUGUUGUACAGACAGCUGAUACCCUGGUACCCACCCUUUUGUUUUCAACUGUUUACCUCAAUAAUUGGAAAACACUUAGAUACCAUUUUUGCACUUAAUUGCAUUUGAAGCUCUUGAAAGUUAAAGACCUCUUGGAACAUCUUUGUAUUGAAUGAGGUACCUCUGAAUAAAUUGCUGGAGUUCAAGGAAGUUACAGGCUUCUCCUUCAGUGCUCAGACAGGAUUUAAGAAAACUAGUUGAAAUUAAUUUUGUGAAACUCCUUGAGGUGUUUUUUUUUGGUGUUUAAGAGAGAAAAGCCUCAGGAGUUAAGUCUUUCAUUUGCAUUAAUGGAUUUAUUUUAAAGCCUUUGUACACUGCAUGAGGUAAUGGUUAUUUUUUUCUUUUUUUAUCCUAAAAAUGAAAUUUAAAAAAUUCAAAAAUCAUACCCAAACAUUUUGGUUAUGACAGACUCAUUAAUGAGCUGUCUGGGGAGUUUUAUAUCUGAAAUCCUUGUUCUGUUGACUGACAAUUACUUAACUUCUUGGGACAUUUUCCUGUGUAAGUAUGGAACAAAACUUUCAAAGACUUGCUUUGUUUCUGUUAAUGGGUUGCUUGUUAUUAUAUCCCCCCCUUCUAAUGUGUUUAUGUAUUACAUUAAUGUCUGGAAACAAUAAAUCCA